CUGAUAAUUUAUUAUUUAACAUAUUUAAGUUAAUUAAUAUUUAAAUUUUGGUAAAUAAACAUCUAUCUAGUAAUUAAACUGUUUAGUAAUUAUAAUGGAAACUGUUCCUAAAGAAUUAAGACAUUUACGUGCUUGUUUAGUUUGCUCGUUGAUAAAGACCAGUGAUCAAUUUGAAAUCGAUGGAUGUGACAACUGCGACGAAUUCUUACGAAUGAAAAAUAACAAAGACAAUGUCUUUGAUUGUUCGAGUGCUAAUUUUGAUGGAAUGAUCGCAGCGAUGAGUCCUGAAGAUAGUUGGGUAGCUAAAUGGCAACGAAUAAAUCGUUUUACGAGAGGAGUUUAUGCAAUAUCGGUAUCAGGAAGAUUGCCAGCAGCAGUAAUUAGGGAAAUGAAAAGCCGGGGAAUCGUUUAUCGUCCACGUGAUACAAGUCAAAGAUAAACAUUUUUCGAAAUAUAAUAAAAUGUCCAUUAUUAUAAUUAACAAUACUUUAAUAGAUAAAUUAUAAUUUAUCUUAACAACAAUUUGAGAUUCUCUGUGAAUUUAUUAUUCUAUAAUUUAUCAAAUUUGUGCAAACAAUAACAUUCUUGUAAUUUAAUAAUUUUGGAAGGAAUAAAAUUACUUUGUUUUUUU
Molecule: messenger RNA, 631 nt
Organism: Cotesia glomerata
Lineage: Eukaryota; Metazoa; Arthropoda; Insecta; Hymenoptera; Braconidae
Gene: spt4
Product: transcription elongation factor SPT4
Exons: 4
Coding region: 95-439 (114 amino acids)
Biological process (GO): mRNA processing; chromatin organization; regulation of transcription elongation by RNA polymerase II
Cellular component (GO): DSIF complex; nucleus
Molecular function (GO): RNA polymerase II complex binding; zinc ion binding
Source: RefSeq, a predicted model, not a curated record